CUGCCUCCAACACAGGCAGGCUCCGAGAGAAGCUAAAAGGAGGCGAGAGAAAAUAAUCAAGCAUCGGUGAUGGCGCCUGCUAAAGCUAGAUCGCUGCUACUAGGGUUGCUCUGGCUCCUUUUGACGGAAAAUGUCCGGUGUCUUAACGGCGACGAUGACCAGAACCAGGACACCGAGUGUAAGACGAAGAGCGUCACCGUAUCCGCGUUGCCUUUUUUAAGGGAAAACGACCUGAGCAUCAUGCACAGCCCAUCGGCCUCCGAACCGAAGCUUCUUUUUUCCGUUCGAAACGAUUUUCCUGGAGAUGUCGUGGUAGUGGAUGAUCUAGAAAACACCGAACUUCCAUUUUUUGUCCUAGAGAUUUCUGGGAACUCAGAGGACAUCCCCUUGGUGCGAUGGAGGCAGCAGUGGCUGGAGAAUGGUACUUUGCUCUUUCACAUACACCAUCAGGAUGGCAGCCUAAGCCUCCCUGAACCAACUGAAGAUCCAGCAAACACUUCUGCAAAGGAGGAGCUCCGCAUCCUGCAUAUCUCAGUGAUGGGUGGAAUGAUUGCCCUUCUGCUGUCCAUCCUGUGUCUGGUCCUCAUUCUCUACACCCGCCGACGCUGGUGUAAACGCCGCCGGAUCCCUCAGCCUCAGAAGAGUGCCAGCGCUGAGGCAGCUAAUGAGAUCCAUUAUAUCCCCUCAGUGCUGAUGGGAGGCCAGGCCCGAGAGAGCUUGAGGAAUUCCCGGGGUCAGGGGCCAAACUCCAGUGGUACCCUCAGUAUCCGAGAGACUCCAAUUCUGGAUGGGUACAAGUACGAGUAUGACAUCACAGACCUGCGUCACCAUCUGCAGCGAGAGUGUAUGAAUGGGGGCGAGGAAUUUGCAAGUCAAGUCAGCCGUACCCUGGAUUCACUGCAGGGUUGCAAUGACAAGAAUAAUAUGGACAUGACUCCUGUGAGUGAUAACAAGCUGGCUCUAAUGAACAAAUAUAAGGACAAUAUCAUUGCCACCAGUCCAAUCGACAGUAACCACCAGCAGAACACCUUGCUUCCACACAACACCUCCACCAGCCAACGCAAACGUCUCUCCAGCAACAAUCGCACAGGUUCAAGUUUCUUGAACCCAGACGGAGACUCUGGCACUGAGGCUGACAGUGAGCCUCAGCUGGCUUUUUACACCGACCCAAACCGCAGUCGACGCCGAAGUCGAGCAGGUUCCCCAAGGAGCCCCAUCAAUAAGACCACUCUGACUCUAAUCAGUGUCAUCAGCUGCGUGAUGAGCCUGGUAUACUGCUCUCACAUAUCCUGCAGCCUCUCAGUACGUGUAAUCCUGCAUGUGCCGGAGCACCUCAUUGCUGACGGGUCAAGGUUUAUCUUGCUGCAAGGAAGUCAAUUGGAUGCCUCUGACUGGUUGAACCCAGCGCAGAUCUUGCUGUACUAUCAGCAGAAUGCCAGUGGGCCGUGGGUGAAUGAACUGUGUGGACGACGCCUGCUGGACCCCUGUGAGCACCAGUGUGAUCAAGAGACAGGAGAAUGCAUUUGCCUGAAUGGCUACAUGAAGGACCCGGUCCACAAGCACCUCUGCAUCCGUAGUGAGUGGGGGCCCAAUCAGGGGCCUUGGCCUUACACCAUUUUCCAGCGUGGUUUUGAUCUUGUGAUGGGAGAGCAACCCUCUGAUCGUAUUUUCAGAUUCACGUACACUUUAGGAGAAGGGAUGUGGCUGCCUUUGAGUAAAAGCUUUGUCAUCCCACCUGCAGAGCUUGCCAUCAACCCUUCUGCAAAAUGCAAGACUGAUAUGACAGUUAUGGAGGAUGCUGUAGAUGUAAGAGAAGAAUUGAUGAUCAGCUCAUCCUUUGACUCUUUGGAGGUUCUCCUGGACUCAUUCGGACCCGUCAGAGACUGUACCAAAGACAACGGCGGCUGUAGCCGCAAUUUCCGCUGCAUAUCUGAUAGAAAACUGGACUCCACUGGAUGUGUGUGCCCCCCAGGAUUGAGUCCUAUGAAGGAUGGGAGUGGGUGCUAUGACCACCACAUUGGCAUUGAUUGCUCUGAUGGGUUCAAUGGAGGGUGUGAGCAACUGUGUCUCCAGCAACUGGCUCCUCUGGAAGAUGAUCCCACUCUCUAUAACAUCCAGAUGUUCUGUGGCUGUAUUGAAGACUACAAGCGAGGGCCAGAUGGAAGAUCAUGCCUGCCAUUAUCUGAUGCCUGCUCAGAAGGGAUCGACUGUGGGGAAGCUACAGACAUUCCAGCUAACCAAACUGUGUUUGGAGAUCUUUUUUAUGGCUACAACAAUCACACCAAAGAGAGCACCUCUGGACAAAUUCUGAAGGCCACGUUCAGACAGAAAAAUUUUGCUCGAGGUAUUGAGCAGCAGCUACCAGAUGGCAUGGUGGUAGCAUCUGUACCAACAGAAGUUCAGUGUCACGAGGAACUUUUAGACCCUGUGCCCGACUCAGAAUACCUCACAGGCAUGGUGAAUUACAGUGAAGUGUCUGGCUACCCUCUUGUGCAGCGUUGGAGUCUUCGCUCUGUGCUCUACCAUGUCAAACUCAAUCAGUGGGUUUUAUCUCAAGCCUUCAGCUCAGCCAUUCAUUCACUGGAUGGGGCAACACAGAGGGGUGACUUUGCAUCCAUCCUAAAGGAAUUUGGGAACCACUAUGUGCAGGAGGCCAUGUACGGAUUCCAAGAGUCCUGUACUAUUUGGUACCCCAACAAACAGGUUCAGAGGCAACUGUGGCUUGAGUACCAGGACAUCAGCAAAGGUAACUCACCCUCUGAGGAAUCAGAGGAGCAUGACAAGGAGCCUAGGACUUUGACCUACCCUGCAUAUAUUGCCAGUUUGCUGGACGCAGGAGCCAAGCGGAUGGCAGCCGGUGUCCGGAUGGAUUGCACCAGCCAGGGCCAGUGCCCUCGUUCUUGCCAUCUCUGCCAUAUGAGUCCAAGGGCGGCUCAAGGACGACAGCAGUCCGAGCCUGUGCUAUUGCAAAUCACCAAGGCAGCUCCCAUUUAUGAAUUGGUGUCCAACAAUGAGACAUAUCAGGCUCUUCAAGAGGCAAUGAUGAGCAUGCUGUGGUGUUCAGGGAGGGGUGACGUGAUUGAUGACUGGUGCCGGUGUGAUUCCAGUGCCUUUGGCGCAGAUGGACUCCCCACCUGUGCACCUCUUCCACAACCAAUGCUGAAACUAUCUUACACUUAUGAGCCGAGUAGCUCAUUGCUCAUCAUGGAAUGGAACCACACAGAACCACCAAUUGGUGUGCGGAUCAUUGAUUACCUCAUUAGCCAAGAGAAGGUGACUGAGAGGACUGACCACUCGAAAGUUGAGACAGAAACGCUCCUGAGCUUCGUGGAUGAUAUCUUGUCUGGCGCCAGAUCUCCAUGUGUGAUGUUAGGAGACAUUCCAAACCUGCUGUCCUCCUCGGUCAGCAUGAUCGUCCGCUGUCUGGAGCCUGACACCACAUAUAUGUUCCGGCUUUGGGCAGUUGACAACACUGGGCGUCGCUCCAGUCCAAGUGAGGUCACUAUUAAAACUCCAUGCCCAACUGUGGAUGACGUCAAGGCUCAAGAAAUAGCUGAUAAAAUCUACAACCUGUUUAAUGGCUACACUAGUGGGAAGGAGCAGCAAACAGCAUAUAACACUCUGAUGGACCUUGGUGCUCCAGCGUUGCAUCGAGUUCUCUACCACUACAACCAGCGAUAUGAGAGCUUUGGAGAAUUUACCUGGAGGUGUGAGGAUGAGCUUGGACCCAGGAAAGCUGGUCUGAUCCUCUCGCAGUUAAAUGAACUUUCCCCAUGGUGUAAAGGCCUCCUCCAGGAGCCCAAGAUUGGCCUUCGUAGGAUGUCUCUCAAGUUCCUUUCCUGUCGCUACACUGACACCAAGACCUUUGAAAUGAACUGGGCAGGUAUGGGCCAGGACGUACACAAAGCAUGUGAUGAGCAAAUGCUCACUGUCAUGUAUAAUGACUAUGGUGAGCCCAAGGAAAUCUAAAUGUACAGUAGUGUUCAGAAUUAUAGUAGUGCCAUGUGACUAAAAAGAUUAAGCCAAGUUUUGAGUCUAGAUUUUAUGGUUACAUGGGAAACAAGGUAUACAAAGGGGCAAAAAAUUAUUGCCUGUUCAUCUACAUACAAGGGUGUCAAACUCAUUUUUGUCGUGGGCCACAUCAUAGUCAUAAGUUUCCCUCGGAGGACCUGUUCAAAUAUUUUAAAAAGGCAAAUGGUAAUAAAAAUAGCAAGAAAUAUCUCGAUUUUGUUAAAGUGAAGACAAAAUGUCUUCACAUAAAAUGAUGUGGUGGGCCGUAUCUGGCCCCAAGGCCUUGAAUUUGACACCUAUGAUCUACAAUGCUUUAAAACUGAAAAAAAAAACAGAUGCCUGGAAGGAUAUGGAAAACACUACUACAUACCCUACUAAUAUUCUGAACUCCACUGUAUAUAACCCACCCUUACUUUUUGUCAGAUCUAAAAAAAAAAAGACAGUUUUACAUUUAAGUGUGCACACUUAAAACAUCAGAGCAAGCUUGUUUAGUUGAUGUCUUUCCAACUCUUCUGUGGCAGUUGAUCAGAAACAAAUCAAAGGUCAAACUAUAGUUACUAAGCAUCUUUGUUAUAAUGUCAUUUCACCAACUGAAGCCUUGCAACUUUAUCGUUCGUCACUGUGUUUUGUUUUGUUUGUGAUAUAUAUGAAAAUAUGUUUUACAUGUGCUGAUGCACUUUUUAAUGUCAAGAUAGAUAUUGUAUGCUCUAAGGCUGUACAACGAAACAAAAACGUUAUUGUCACAGAAGUGUGAAACAAAAAAGUUACCUUUAACGUAGCCUUGCAUCAUUUAGUUGUUUUGAAUUAAGGAAGUUCUAUGAACAGAUCAGUUCUUAAAGCAAAUAUAUGUAUUUUUUAAUAUUUCACUCACACGUUUAUUUUUAGAUUAGUUGGAGUGUUAACAAAUUAUAUAGCAAAAAUAAAUGGUGGUGUUUUCUGUAGGUCAGACGUGAUGGGAUUUUUAUUUAAUAUCCCUUGUCAUAUUUUUUUAAAAUAAUCUUUGAUUUCUUUUUAUUGUUUGUAAAAGGAUUUGGGUUGGAAAUGCCCAGGAUGCUUAUUUCCAAGGUAGUCAAAUGUAAAUAAGCUUUGCUCUCACUGGAUAGCUAUUCUCCUUAAUUUGAAGAUAGAAAACGGCUUUUAAUUUCUAAUUUCUUCUACCGAAUAAACCAUUAAAAAAAAAUGGCGUAACGAACAACUAAGAAGCAGGGUGCGACAGAAAAAAUGCAUGGAUGUAAACAAAAAGAGGGCCUCAGCUAUUUAGACUCAGUCAGCUCCCAUUUACUUGAAUGCACAAGACAUUCCAUUUCUCGCCCGCGUUCUAUUUUGGGGACACUAAUUGAAAGCUUCGCUAUUUCCUCCAAAUGUGCUUUCUAAAUUAUAAACUGUUUAGUAUUGUUGUAGAACAUAAUCUACUGUGCUUAUUGUAUGCUCUAAUUGUAUAGCUUGAAGGCAACCGGCUGUGUCUCACUUGCUCAUAACCCGAAAAUGUAUUUUAAGCAUGUGAGAACAAACAUUAGAUUUUGAUAGCUGGGGACUUUUAAAUCAUUUCAAUGUUUUUCAUUCAGAGUUUUUUCUUCAGUCCACUUUCAAACUGUGAUUUUGAAGAAAAUUUCUCAUUGAAAUGUUGUUAAACUUGUGUAUUAUUUGCAAUUUUGUUUGUAAAUGUAAUCUUGUAAUCCGCAAGCAGGUCCCAUUUUUCACACAGGGGAGGAGAAGAUGUUAAAAUAAAUGGAGUGCCAUAAUCUUGGAUUUAGAAUAAAAGAGAAAUAAAUUGGAGUGCAUUCAUUAUAUAAUUGAGAAAUCACUGUUAUCAUAAAUGUAACUUUGAGGAGAAAGAGAUAGGGAGCUCGGCGUAGCUGCAGUGAGGUUGAGAUGAAUGAGGGCGGGACACAGUUGAAAUAAAACACUUCACAAAUAUUUAUUUGUAAUUAUCACUUCAUACAGACAUCUGAAACCUACUGCUAUCAUUUGCAUUUGCAUAUAAUUUAAAGAUCAGUCCAUUUUGACAUAUAAUUUGUCUGCACUGCUACAAAACAUAAGAAAGCCAGUGAAGAAUUGGAGCUAUAAAUUUACUGGAACAAAUGGGCCAAAGUGGUCUUUUUCUAGCAGGGUCCAUGCCAAAGUGUCAACAAUUAAUAUUAAUUAGCAUUCUGAUAGUUGUUGGCCAUAAGGUGGUAAAUAAAGUCAACAGAUCAUAAACAGCCAACAUCUCAAUAAUACCCUGUUUCAUUUUAAUCCUGCAAAAAUCCUGUUUUUGCUCUCAUCAGAGAUUGUAUUUGAAAUUCACCUUGUUGAAUACACGAUUUCAGAAGAAUCAUAACAUAGCACUAAAAAUUGAGUACCUUGGUUGCUUUUACAGGAGAUUCUGCUUGUCAUUUGUAGCUACGGGUAUACACAAGGCAUGAAAUGGCAAAUUUGAUGUGGUGAGAAAAAGAAAAAUCUGCUGUGUUACUAGCUUGAACAAUGUACAAUACAUAGCACUCGAGUAGAAAUUUUAGAGUCAAAUUGCUGAAUGUACAAUUUAUGGUUGCUACUUUUGAAUGAGGUUGUAACAGAAAUUACUGUCAUACCUACAAUAUGUGUCUGAAAGUAUGUUUUAUGUUCCUAUGGUUAAACUCGUUACUUUCAAUGUAGAAAGACAAAUUGUUUAUUACCUUCUUUCUUAUUGAACUUUGAUUAUUUUUGUGUAAACUUUAAUUAUAUUAAGGGAGACUGAGUACUUUUUAUUUUUUUAUCUUACUGAAGUGGCCUGAAGGUAAGUGUCAAAUAAAGGUAUAGGUGUUAUUAAUUUCUAAUAAAUUUCUGAGUACUAAAAUGAAUGCUAGAUAUUUGUGGAUGAGGCGUGGAGUGUUUUACACAUGCAUUAUUACAUUGUACCAACGUAGUGUUUUACCUCUGUAUAUGCAUACGUACACAACAAGUGUUUUAAAAAAUAUUGUGCGCUUCACAAGAUAGCUGAUUACUUGUAUUAUCCUAUUUACUGUGUAGCUCAGUCUUUGCAGUACUAAUGUGAAAAGCAGACCUGUUUUUUUCUUUCUGAAUAUACUCAAAUAGGCUAUUGUGAGACAUUGUACUAAACUCAGGACUUGCCUGAUCAUAGUACUUUGCAACAUUGUGUUGUAAAAGGGGAUUAUGACAACCGAUUGAGAGACACAAAAAACAAAUCAAGACACUUGACCAACUCGUACCUGCAUGAUUCUGUCUUUAAAUGUGUCUGUCAUCAAGUUAACAUUACUUUUUUUUUUUCUUGAAUAAAGACAUGAAAUGGGGCUAUAGGAAUGUUAUUUGUUCCCACUUCAAAAUCAAUUGAUGAGAUUAGACCAAUUUCAGUGAUCAAGUACAACUGAUGAAGCAGCUUCAUUUACACACGCACACGUGUGUGUGUGUGUGUGUGUCUGUGUGUGUGUGUGUGUGUGUGUG
Messenger RNA from Syngnathus typhle (broad-nosed pipefish), 7431 nucleotides. It is a transcript of the gene astn1, whose product is annotated as astrotactin 1. The record is from RefSeq and is a predicted model, not a curated record. Gene Ontology annotation, molecular function: protein binding. Lineage: Eukaryota; Metazoa; Chordata; Actinopteri; Syngnathiformes; Syngnathidae. Bases 70 to 3969 code for a protein of 1299 amino acids. The transcript is spliced from 24 exons. Gene Ontology annotation, biological process: neuron migration; neuron cell-cell adhesion.